Molecule: messenger RNA, 2482 nt
Organism: Aedes aegypti (yellow fever mosquito)
Lineage: Eukaryota; Metazoa; Arthropoda; Insecta; Diptera; Culicidae
Exons: 2
Coding region: 1069-2205 (378 amino acids)
Source: RefSeq, a predicted model, not a curated record
AGGGAAAGGUGAUGGUCUAGGAUUCACUAUAAGCGAGUGAUGCGACCGGAUUGAAAUUUAGUGUAGGUAUAGUUUAGUAUAUAUUUUGUAAUUGGGUGUAAGUGUGAAUGAUAUGGUUUCAUCAUCGUUGGGAGUGACGCAGCUAAAAAAGUUUAUGUCACUCCAUGCGCGUUCGUCUUCCAGGGAUGGGACACAGGUAUUUCCACCUAGUGCCCUAGCUAAAAAGCUUUGGUUUGAGCGUCAUUACUCGCUCUCUUAAACGAGAAAAUAAAUUGGCCCGUCCCCAUGAUACAGAAAGAGCCCAGAUUGCAUUAAUAUAUGUGGUCUAAUCGGAACAAACUCACCAAAUACAUUCAUAUGUCUAAACGCCGAGUUAAAAACCGUUUCCUCAAAAAACUUGAAUGAUUCUAUUGGGAAUUUGAAUCGACAUCCUCUGAAUGGUUUCGUAUAUCAAUAGAACUUAACGGCAUGGCAAUGUACCCAUCAUCUUUUCGUCACACAAUAAAUGGAGAAUGGUUUGAAUAUUUCUGCGUAGCACAAUAAUCAUCAUCGAAUGCGGUUUUCACACUUAACACAGGUUUUUCAAUAUAUAUUCAUUUUUUAAAAGUAUUGCAAAUUUUCCACCGUAUUAGACCCUUGCUCAAAAAAUUUUGUCACACCAAAAUAUGUUCUCACCAGUCAACAGUCAAGUCCACAUUUAACGAGAUUUGCCAUAUAACAAUAAACAGAGGUAUAUAUUCUCGUUGUUUCGAAAUUUUGCUUUAAUUGAUGUGUUUUAUUGUUUUUAUUUAUCGUUUUCAUUAAAUAUAGCAAUGUAGCGCAAAAAUAUCUACUAUCAAUCAUAAAAAUUGAUAGUAAAUGAUAAUCGCAAAAUGCAAGUGCUACCUUAUGGGUCGAUUUUUGUAGACUCCACUGUAACCACAUUUUUGACAUUUGUUUGUUUUGUUUUGUUCUGUGUAUCGGUAUUUUCCCGACUGUGUUUUGGAUCUGAUACAAGUUCAUUUUCGAAAAUUUAUAUUUUAGUGCUUAUCUAAUCCCUCUGAAAGAAAGCGUUUUCGGUCAGGCAACAUGAACGAGGGAACCGAAACAGAUAGCGAUGCGGAUGCACCAGCAGCAGAAUAUCUGGAUGAUUUUGAGUUGCCGGAUGCAUGGAGUACGCAGCUGCCGGAGGAUCCUCUGGACAAAACAUUGGAUGAAUUGGAAAACUCGAGUGCCAGUAUCCAUUCACGUGAAAACCGACAGAGCAGUAUUUCCGUGGAUGACGAAGGCUCCAAUCAUUUUGAGAAGGAUCUUUUCAGUUGUGUCCUGUUAGCAUAUAAACGGCAAUUCAAAGGCCAAUCUUCCGGAUCGUAUAUUGCACGCUGGCAAGUUAGUGCCCAUAGUACUACAAGUUUCAUUCGUAAGGUAUGGAACUUGGCUAAGGAGCACUUGAAUAGAGAGGUUAUCUUUGAUGUGAAAGCGGACGGGACAACCUCCCCAGUGUGGGCGGAAAAUGAAUCUCCCUCUGAGAAGGAAUUUGGCAAGUUUGUGUUGUUUCAAUCGGGUCGUCGACACUACGUUCUGGAGAAGCUCACCGAAAGCAGCAACCUAUUACAAAGUUGGAGAAACAAGGAAAUAACAGUUCUUUUGCACGUGUACUCAUUGUCUGUGAGUAAUCGCACAGUCUGGAGCUCGGUGAAGGAGAACCUAAUCGACCCAUCUGAACGGGAUCGUUCAGGUGCUGCUACAACACAAGCUGUAAUCGGGCUGGCGGAUGAGCUCAGGUCAGUACACGGUAAACAUUUGGAUGCGCACGGUAUGGCAUGGUCAUUUUGGGCUAACUCCAUACUAAAUGGUCCUGCCCACCUGAGAGAAUCACUCAAGGAUCACCCUCCGCAGCAUCUUGCACAUCUGUUUCGUGUGAAGGAAGGAUUACAUGUCAAUGCUAUUCGAAGAGAACUAACAGUAGCACACAGCGUGAAUAAUAGUUAUCACGAAGAGGUCGUUGCAUUGCGGCAAGUUUUCGACGUAGUCGAAUCGAAUGUGGAAUGCUUAAACGCCUCACUGAAAAUGUUCAAGACUCGUCUAGAGGCGUUGGAAUUACGAGACAGGCUGAGUGAUUCAAUGAUCAAUGCUAUGGAGACGGCAGUGAAGGUUCAGGAAGACGAUCUGGGACAGGAGUUGAAGUCAAAAAUCAUUGACAUGGAGGAUAUGGAUCAUAUGUAAAAAUUUGGAUUUGUAUGAGGUUUAUUAAGUUUUAUGAACAAGGACAAGAGUUAUGUAUUUUAAUGAAAUAAAACAAUGAAUGAUUGAUUUUAACCUAAUCAAACUGUUUUUCGUUUGUGUGAAUUCUCUUCAAAACCUAGAUCGAUUAUGUUUUCCGGAGAAGCUACAGUUGGGUCAAACUUUCCCCCGUUUAUGUAGCCACAUUUUCGAAACAAUCGAUCCAUUUUGUACGAGUAGAAACUAGUCAUGAUUUCUGAAAUAAACAGUUUUAAAUCAC